Pimephales promelas (fathead minnow) is the source of this 531-nucleotide messenger RNA. Lineage: Eukaryota; Metazoa; Chordata; Actinopteri; Cypriniformes; Leuciscidae. The record is from RefSeq and is a predicted model, not a curated record.
AUGGCAUCUCUGCUGGAUGAAAUUCUCUUUGAAACACCUCCCUCUAAAGACUUUUACCAAUUGUGUAUCACACAAAAAGAGGUUGACCCACCCUCGUGCCUUUGCUUAUGGAGAUGGUGGAAGAUUUCAGUCCGAACUGAAUUCAGAGGGACAGCACCUGAAGAGUUCAAAAUGUUCUACCAUGACUUUUUGAAUGAUUCAAAGUUGCAGGGUAACAAUCCAGUCUGAGUUAUUCUCCAGCUUUACAUUUAAAUAUUUAGCUGGAUUCUGGAGUACACUUUGGCUUUGUGUCAAAGGCAUUUUGACUACCUCGAGAACUAUCCCUUUAAAAUCCUGUCCAACAUGUCCAUUCAGGACAUUGGCUGUCUCAGCCAAACCUCAAACAGGUUUAAGAAGAUAUGUAACUCAGAGGAUAUCUGGAAGCAGACUGUCAUGAAGAACAUCUUCUUUAAGUUUUAUUACAAACAAGAACAUGGCAACAUGGCCUGUCCUGCAUAGGAAGAAGAUAAAGCCAAUACUGCAUCUCCAUGA